Messenger RNA from Puntigrus tetrazona (Sumatra barb), 1902 nucleotides. It is a transcript of the gene ddx51, whose product is annotated as DEAD (Asp-Glu-Ala-Asp) box polypeptide 51. Gene Ontology annotation, cellular component: nucleus. NCBI's taxonomy places the organism in Eukaryota, Metazoa, Chordata, Actinopteri, Cypriniformes, Cyprinidae. Gene Ontology annotation, molecular function: nucleic acid binding; ATP binding. The record is from RefSeq and is a predicted model, not a curated record. The coding region runs from base 1 to 1902 and encodes 633 amino acids. The transcript has 15 exons.
AUGUGUAUUUAUGUGUUACAUGCUGUGAUCAGGUAUUUAGGGGAUGAGGAGGACGGGGAAUACUGCAGAGAGUCUCGCUCCAGAGCUUUACUGGCUAAACUACAGGAGCAGGUCAAAGCCAGAGAACUGCAGAGCAUCUCAAACAGAGCUGAUGAAGAUGGGGACCGCCAGGGUGAUAAAGAAGAGAAGAAAAGGAAUCGGGAAGAAGCAGAGACGGAGACAGAGGGAGUUCAGCGUAAAACAAAGAAGAGUAAAAAAGAGAGAAAAACUGAUAUCAGUGAUGAAGUUGCCAGUUCGACUAAAAAGAAGAAAAAACAGAAGACAUUGUCUGCUGAAAACAAGAACACAAAUAGAGCAGAUGAAGAAUCUGAUAAAGAGAAAUCUAUAGAGAUCACAGAAACAAGUGAAAGUGGCCUAGAGGAAAUAAUAAGACGACUGAAGAGCCUGCGGCCAAUCAGGAGCCAAAGGAAGAGAACGGCUCCUCCCAGACCACCUUCCGCAUCCUGGGGGCUUGAGGAGAAGACUGUGCAAAAGGUUAAAAGAGUGUUGCCUCAAUGGUUGGUACGGCCUGACGUCAUUCAAAGAGACAUUAAGAGCAACCUCAUUCCCAUGACUGAGGUGCCAGGCAUCUGUCCCACACUGCUGAAGAAACUAGAAACCAACGGAAUAAAGAGCUUCUUUCCAGUUCAAGCCGAGGUCAUCCCUGCCAUCCUAGAGAGCGUGAGCUCAGGGCUGCUGCUCGGCCCAGGUGGCUACAGACCCAGAGACAUCUGUGUGUCUGCUCCUACAGGAAGUGGAAAAACACUGGCGUUCGUGAUACCCGUUGUACAGGCGCUGUCCAAGCGCGUGGUGCGUGAGGUCCGUGCGCUCGCUGUACUUCCAACCAAGGAGUUAGCGCAACAGGUGUCAAAGGUGUUUAGCACAUACACCGAGGGCACCGGUCUUAAGGUGGUGAUGAUCACAGGCCAAAAAUCCUUUCCUGCAGAGCAAACAGCGCUUUCUGAAAUCAGAGGAGGUGUUAGUCACAGUUCGGCUGACAUUGUGGUGGCCACACCAGGCCGGCUGGUGGAUCACAUCAACAAAAACAGCAACUUCAGUCUACAACAUCUACGAUUCCUGAUUAUUGACGAGGCGGACAGGAUGAUUGACAGCAUGCAUCAGUCGUGGGCUCUCAGUUUGAGUCCUCCACAGAUUCCUCUACAGAAGCUGCUGUUUUCCGCCACUCUCACCCAAAACCCUGAGAAGCUGCAGCUGCUGGAUCUGCACCAGCCUCGACUCUUCAGUUCCACACACAGCGGUACGGAGGCCAGCGCACAGAGCCAGGACGUUUUUAACUUCCCUCAGGGUCUCGCAGAGUAUUAUGUUCCCUGCUCCCUAAGCAAUAAACCGCUCAUCAUCAUUCACUUCCUGCUGUGGCUCAAGUUCAGGCCUGUUUUGUGCUUCACGAACUCCAGAGAAGCGGCUCACCGACUGUAUUUGCUCGUGAAGCUGUUCGGCGGUGUGGAAGUAGCCGAGUUUUCCUCUAAACUGAGCCCGAGUGAACGACAAAAAACACUGAAGGACUUCGAACAAGGAAAGAUCCCGCUGUUAAUAAGCACAGACGCCGCUGCCAGAGGUAUUGAUAUCGCCGGCGUAAAAUGUGUCAUUAAUUACGAUGCUCCUCAGUACAUCCGAACAUACAUUCACAGGCAAGGUGGGCAGAACAGCGAGAGCAGGGAAGGGCGGCUCAGCCUUCACCUUCCUUUAAAGUUGCAGGAGACGUGUUUCCUGAAGAUGGUGAGGGAUGCGGGCAGUCCUGGCAUAAAGAAGCACAUUAUAAAAGAUGGAAUUCUUAGAAGCAUGGAGCCCCGCUAUGAGCAAACUCUGGCUGAGCUCGGCGGAGUCGUGAAGGACAAAGCUUGA